Messenger RNA from Agrilus planipennis (emerald ash borer), 1098 nucleotides. Its product is annotated as DNA damage-regulated autophagy modulator protein 1-like. The coding region runs from base 137 to 970 and encodes 277 amino acids. Lineage: Eukaryota; Metazoa; Arthropoda; Insecta; Coleoptera; Buprestidae. The record is from RefSeq and is a predicted model, not a curated record. The transcript is spliced from 6 exons.
UUUUGUUGUCCCAAAAAUAUUCGUUUGACAAAUUGGUUAUUCGAUGUUUAUUUGAAAUCAUCAGCAUUAUACAAAUGUACCCCACAGAAAUAAAACAAGUUGCUUGUGCAUAUAGUAGACAGUUUCCAAAAAGGAAAUGGGAGUUUCAUUGGGCAGAAUUAAAUUUAAGGUGCAUUAUUGGCCGACACUCACUUUCAUAUGGUUUGUGGUAACUUUUGUUAUCUCAUACGCAGUAGCUCUCUAUCACGAUCACAUUUACUGGCUCUUCCCGUAUAUUAGUGAUACAGGAGAUUUAGCACCCGAAAGCUGCGUUUUCGCUCAAUUUUUGAAUAUAGGGAUAAUAUUUUUAUCUGUGACCGUUUAUGUGAGGUAUCGGGAAGUAGACGCGGUAAUUAAUGGCGGUUUAAUUAAUAGUCCGGCGACAACGAAAUUAAAUAUUGUUGGCUUAUGUCUGGGUUGGUUAAAAUGCCUAGGUUUAAGUUUGGUAGCUAAUUUUCAACUGAAUGCUGACUAUGUUAGUAAAUUGCAUAUUUAUGCGGCAAUGGUAGCAUUCCUAAUUGGAGCAGUGUAUUGCAUUUUACAAACUGUAAUUUCUUGGAAGUACGUAAUUCUAUAUCGCAAUGCGACUACUGGCACGUCUAAAUUGGCAUUUUCCAUGUUCUCCUUUAGGGUGUUUUUAGUGGUUUCGUUUUUUGCCGCAUUCAUUAGUUAUAAAGUAUGUGCGUAUAAGGCGGCGGCGUUAUAUGAUGCCAAAGCGGUGUAUAAACAAAAUGCCCAAGGAGAACUAGUCCUUGUACUGCCAAGACAAUACACUCCUGACAUUGGAGGUUUCAAAUAUAAGGUAGCAUCUGCAUUUUCCCAAUGGAUUGUAGUAUUAAUAGAACUAUUGUAUAUUGCCACUUUUACGAAAGAAUUCAGGAACAUGAGGUUUAGAGAAAUUAGAUUUGAAAGUAAAUAUUCACAAAUAUAACAAGGUCAGGUGUGGUUCCCAAUUCAAGUACAAUACGCACUUAUGGAUUCAUGACGAUUAAUUAAUCUAAUUACACAAAUUAAGUUUGUUCUUUUUAUUUUAUAAGUAUUUAUUUCAAUAAAGUGUUA